AACAAAAAUAUUCCUGCAAAUAACUUUUGUCAACUGUGUACACCUUAUAACACCCACCAUUUUCCAUUGUUUGAUCAUUUAAUAUUGUUGACUGCCAUUUGUGAGUGUGUUUUGGGGACAAAGAUGGCGGAUACACCACAGAGAACCAUCAUAUACUGGUUGUUUAUAGUUGCGGUCCUGACCGGAACAGCACAUGGUCAGCUGAUCGAGAAUUUUUAUGCUUCAACAUGUCCUAUGGUUGAAGCCAUCGUGAAACAAACGGUUAACACUAAGGUUAGCCAGACAUUUACGACGAUUCCAGCCACCCUUCGUCUGUUUUUUCAUGAUUGUUUCGUUGAGGGGUGUGAUGCUUCGGUGAUUAUAGCGUCACCAAAUGGGGAUGCGGAAAAGGACUCUUCGGAUAAUUUGUCGCUCGCGGGGGAUGGGUUUGAUACUGUUAUUAAAGCUAAACAGGCGGUUGAGGCGGUUUGUCCUGGUGUUGUUUCGUGUGCUGAUGUUUUAGCCAUUGCUGCCCGUGAUGUUGUGGUCGCGGCUGGGGGGCCUUUGUUCAACGUCCAAUUAGGCAGGCGAGACGGGCUCAUUUCAAAGGCUUCACGGGUCGAAGGUAACCUUCCGUUACCCACAUUCAACGUCAACCAACUUAACACCAUGUUCGCCAGGCACAACCUCACACAGCUCGACAUGAUCGCCCUCUCCGGAGCCCACACGCUCGGUUUUUCCCACUGCAACCGUUUCGCUAACCGUCUAUACUCAUUUUCGUCAUCCUCCAAGGUUGACCCGUCACUGGACCCAACCUACGCUCAGCAACUUAUGGCUUCUUGCCCUCAAAAUGUGGCCCCCGAUAUCGCCAUAAACAUGGAUCCUGUAACCGCGCAAACCUUUGACAAUGUUUAUUACCAAAACCUAGUUGCCGGCAAGGGUUUGUUUACAUCGGAUCAAGUUCUGUUCACCAACCCGUCGACUCAGUCAACGGUUAAUGACUUUGCCAACAACCCAGGGGACUUUAACGGCGCGUUUAUAACCGCCAUGAGGAAGCUCGGUCAGACAGGUGUCAAAACCGGCAACCAAGGAGAGAUAAGAAGGGAUUGCACAGCUUUUAACUAAUAAUGUAGGGUUGUGCUAAACGUACUCAUUAUUUUUACUGCAUGUAUUUUUUUCAACUUAUAAUCAAUACGGGUACGUUUAGCAUACAAGGCCCAUACUGCAUCAGAGCAAAUAAAUAAUGAUUAUAUGUAAUAUUUUUUUCACACAGAUUGUUACAUAUUUUAAUAAGAUUACAAUAAAACUGCAUACCAAAA
Molecule: messenger RNA, 1298 nt
Organism: Helianthus annuus (common sunflower)
Lineage: Eukaryota; Viridiplantae; Streptophyta; Magnoliopsida; Asterales; Asteraceae
Product: peroxidase 55
Exons: 3
Coding region: 124-1104 (326 amino acids)
Biological process (GO): response to oxidative stress; hydrogen peroxide catabolic process
Molecular function (GO): peroxidase activity; heme binding
Source: RefSeq, a predicted model, not a curated record